AUGACCAUCAUGGUCUCAAAUGAUCCCACUUGGUGGCCGACCAUCAAUGCAUAUCGUUAUUUCAGCUAUUUUGUAGUUGCCGCCUUCGUUGGAGUGACGUAUGAUUGGGUAUUUUCAGCACUUACAUUAGGACAAGAGGUGGAACUCAUCUGGAGACAACGUUGGUCGGUAAUGACAGCUCUGUAUCUCGGUGUGCGUUACCUUGGAAUCUCAUAUGCUGCCUUGUACAUGCUAAGCUUGAUUACGUCCAUCGUACAUUAUUGGACGUUCAUUGUGGUAUUUGCGAUGCUGUGGGUCAUCAUCAUCAUUCGGUUGCAUGCCAUGUAUCAACGAUCCAGAAAGAUCCUGAUAUUUCUUAUUGUCACCUUCCUGGCUGUCAACAUUUUCAGUGGAGUGGUCACCUUGCUGAUGACGAUAGAUGCUUCUGCGGAGCAAUUCAUUCUCUCUGGCACCUAUGAAUGUUGGAUUGGCUUUACGGAAGAUUUCAUACUUUUGGAGUCCAUUAUUUGGAUACUCGUCACCGUGUGGGAGGUCCUCGCAUUAUGUCUCGCAGUCUGGAUUGCGGUAAAACACUUCCGUGAACUUCGACGACAUUCGACAGGAGGGAUUAUGGGGGACUGUUUUACGAUAUUGAUGACAACUCACAUGCUUUACUUUGCGAGUUUUGUUGUUGUUUCUUGCUGCGAGCUCAUUCUUGAUUUCUCUCCAAUACUCUCAACGUAUAACUCCCUGAACGCCAACAUUAUUUCUGGGUUUAUUCAGAUUUCGGAGAUCGUGCAGAUGUUUGUGCUGGGACCACGCCUGAUCCUUGGCAUUCGGGAAUACCACGCUAAACUCGUUGCCGAUGCUGACGCAGCGACUGGUAUGACCUCAAUCGCUUUCCAGGAGCAUGUGUAUAUAUCGACUGGCAGUGAUGUGUGA
Messenger RNA from Suillus plorans, 921 nucleotides. RefSeq lists its product as uncharacterized. The transcript has 12 exons. The record is from RefSeq and is a predicted model, not a curated record. Lineage: Eukaryota; Fungi; Basidiomycota; Agaricomycetes; Boletales; Suillaceae. The coding region runs from base 1 to 921 and encodes 306 amino acids.